Molecule: messenger RNA, 1172 nt
Organism: Drosophila persimilis
Lineage: Eukaryota; Metazoa; Arthropoda; Insecta; Diptera; Drosophilidae
Product: ubiquitin carboxyl-terminal hydrolase isozyme L5
Exons: 2
Coding region: 42-1106 (354 amino acids)
Biological process (GO): ubiquitin-dependent protein catabolic process; protein deubiquitination
Cellular component (GO): cytoplasm
Molecular function (GO): cysteine-type deubiquitinase activity
Source: RefSeq, a predicted model, not a curated record
GGUAAUCCAAAAAUUAAAACUUAUGUACUAGGAACACCGAAAUGGAAGAUCCCAAUGCAACGGAAACCCUCCAGGCACUGGCAUCGAACUUCAAUGCAGAAGCUGAAAAUUUGAGCUGGUGCCAGAUCGAGAGCGAUCCCGGUGUCUUCACACAGCUGAUACGUGACUUUGGCUGCGUGGGAGCGCAGAUGGAGGAGAUCUGGAGCCUGGACCCAGACACAUUCAAGAGCUUGGAGCCGAUACACGGCCUCAUCUUUCUCGUCAAGUGGUUGGCGGACGAACAGCCCACUGGCCGUGUGGUCAGCGACCUUGGCAACAUCUACUUCGCCCAGCAGGUGGUCAGGAAUUCCUGCGCCACCCAGGCCAUCAUCAGUCUGCUGCUCAACCUUAGUCACCCGGACAUCGAACUCGGAGAGACACUAACGCGCUUUAAGCAUGUCACCCGCGAGUUGGAUCCGCUCAGUCGCGGCUACUGCCUGAGUAACGAAGGGAAGAUCCGCACAGCCCAUAACUCGUUCGCCCGUCCCCGUAUAAGUCUCCAGCCACGUUCCACUUUCGUUGUGGACGAACCCCAGCAAGACGAGAGCGAUGCAGACGUCUACCACUUUGUCGGCUACAUGCCCAUAGGCGAGAAGCUCUACGAGCUGGAUGGCUUGCGGAUGGGACCCACGGAGUUGGCCGAGAUCGGACCGGGCCAGAACUGGCUGGACAUCGUCCGGCCGAUAAUCGAGGAGCGCAUGCAGCGCUACAGCGCCGAUGAUCUCAACUUCAAUCUGAUGGCACUGGUCUCGGACCGGCAGAGCUUCUACGAGAGCCAAAUCGAGCAGUUCCAACGGCGCUCGCUACAGAUGCCGAAAUCCCAGCGAGAGUCGGAGAUGAACCAUCUGCUCGACAGACUGCGAAUCGAGAAGGAGAAGAACCGUCAAUACCGCAUUGAGAACACACGCCGUCGUCACAACUACUUGCCCUUCAUCGUGGAGCUGCUCAAGCAGAUGGGGAAGAACGGCCAACUACUGCCAAUCUUGAAGCAGGCCCAGCCAUAUAUGCCUAUAUCAUUUGAUGGACAUGUACCAAAUGGAGCGAAAGAUAUUGAUGAUUCUCAUUAAACGAAUUGCGUAUCCGGUUCCUAAGAUUACUGUCUUUCACUGCCUUUUGUUGAUAUCUGCUAGCUA